Strigops habroptila (Kakapo) is the source of this 2458-nucleotide messenger RNA. RefSeq names its product potassium inwardly rectifying channel subfamily J member 15 (gene KCNJ15). The transcript is spliced from 2 exons. The coding region runs from base 359 to 1489 and encodes 376 amino acids. Gene Ontology annotation, biological process: potassium ion import across plasma membrane; regulation of monoatomic ion transmembrane transport. The record is from RefSeq and is a predicted model, not a curated record. Lineage: Eukaryota; Metazoa; Chordata; Aves; Psittaciformes; Psittacidae. Gene Ontology annotation, molecular function: inward rectifier potassium channel activity. Gene Ontology annotation, cellular component: plasma membrane.
GUAGAUUUCCUUAACACAUACUGCUGACAUCACUGAGCCUCCUCUCGGACUAUUUUUUUCACUCUCUCUCUUUCCCCCUCCCUCCUUCUCCUCCCUCCUUCUCUCCAGAUUCUUUAUUCAGGUAAUUCCAACUCAGACUUACUCCAACUUGUUUUUUACUGACAGUGACAGAAGGGAGACUCUCUGAGGGUUGUGUUUUGUCGUUUUUUGGUUUGGUUUUUUUUUUCUUAAACCAUGCACACGUCCCUUUUUGAAAAGACAUCCAACCUUUUAUAAAAAAGAUUGUUUGACUUGUCAUGACGAUAACAUCUAGUAAGGAAUCUGAACAUUGCUCUUUUACAGGACUGAAGCAGUGAGAAUGGAAACCACAAAGAUUAAUAUGUCCCGUGUCCCACUGGUUAAUGGAGGCAUUGAUACUGCCAUGCUCAAGGCGCACAAGCCCCGUGUGAUGUCUAAAAGUGGUCACAGCAACGUGCGGAUAGACAAAGUCGAUGGCAUUUACCUACUCUACCUUCAAGAUUUGUGGACUACAGUUAUAGACAUGAAGUGGAGGUACAAACUCACCUUAUUUGCUGCUACUUUUGUUAUGACCUGGUUCCUCUUUGGAGUUAUCUACUAUGCUAUUGCAUUCCUUCAUGGUGAUUUAGAAAUAAACAAGUUCACGCCAAAGCAUGAGCCAUGUGUCAAGAAUGUAGACUCUCUAACUGGAGCAUUCCUCUUCUCCCUGGAGUCACAGACAACCAUUGGCUAUGGAUUUCGUUUCAUUACAGAGGAGUGUCCUCAUGCCAUUUUCUUACUUGUGGCCCAACUGGUCAUCACCACCUUGAUAGAAAUCUUCAUCACAGGUACCUUUCUAGCCAAAAUUGCAAGACCUAAAAAAAGAGCAGAGACUAUUAAAUUCAGCCACUGUGCUGUCAUUACUAAACACAAUGGAGAACUUUGCCUGGUGAUCAGAGUAGCAAAUAUGAGGAAGAGCCUUCUGAUACAGUGUCAGCUGUCUGGGAAGCUUCUUCAGACGUAUGAAACCAAAGAAGGGGAACGGAUCUUGCUGAAUCAAGCCAGUGUCAAGUUCAAUGUUGACUCCUCUUCAGAGAGUCCAUUUCUCAUUUUGCCUUUAACCUUCUACCACAUUUUGGAUGAAAGCAGCCCUCUGAGAGAUCUCACACCUCAAAAUCUCAAGGAUAAGGACUUUGAGCUUGUGGUGCUCCUGAAUGCCACGGUGGAAUCCACCAGUGCUGUCUGCCAAAGCAGAACUUCCUAUAUCCCUGAGGAGAUCCACUGGGGCUACGAGUUCGUGCCUGUGGUUUCUCUUUCUCCAAAUGGAAAGUAUGUUGCGGAUUUCAGUCAGUUUGAGAAGAUUAGGAGAAGCACAGAUUCCACUUUUUAUAGUAUGGACUCUGAAAAACAAAAACUAGAGGAGAAAUACAGGCAGGAGGAUCAAAGAGAGAGGCAACUGAGAACAAUGUUGUUACAGCAGAGCAAUGUUUGACUGAAUAGGCAAACUGUUUUGAUUACUCCUUUUUGCAAAUUGAAAAAACAUACUAUCUAUCUGUGCUGUAUGUCUGCUAUGAAACCAGCAGUGAAGUCCUUUUCAGCGAAUAGCUUCGGUGUAUAGUAAACCUAUCUCUUUGUUUGGUCCAGUUAUUAAUCAAGUAUUUUGUAAUUAGGCAGGAUUUCUUUGUUCAUGAUUGUGACUUGACAAAGUUGGAUCUGUAUUAUGUCUCUGCCUUAUACCACCACUAAAAGCAGACACACCACUUUCCCUUUGAAAAGUGAAACUGGAUGCACUGUGCUGAUUCCUUCAAAUAUUUAUUUGACAUAGUUUUACUGUGAACAUGCAUUCGCAGAGGCAGCACACAGUACUGCUAGAAGAAAAUAUGCUCCUUUGAAAUGUAUAUAUUUAAAAUGUAUAUUCUUGUACCGGCUAUUGCCUUCACAGGGAUUACCUGGAAAAGAAGUUGAUCGGAGAGACAAAUAGUCGGAUGUGGGAAAAGUGUGCAGGGAGUUGAUAAACUCCUUAAAUCUUGAAGGAGGGUGACAGAAUAAUUGUGCUCGGAGGUGAGGAAGGGAGCUUAUUCUCUGUCUUUCUACUCAGAGUUUGUUUUGUGAUUACUUAUUCUUUUAACCUUGUUAAUAUCUGAUUUAUAUAUAAUAGCAAAAAGGGGAGAUGAGGGCAAGAUACACAGAAUCAUUAAGAGUAAUCAACUAAGGUUAAAGCUGGCUUUGAGACACCUGUUUUUCAUCCAAUGUAAAUAGUUUGUAAUAGCAGCAUAACAAUACAUUUCUAGAGAUUGCUUGCUUCGCUAUGGACUGUAUUUAAUUUUGGUUAAAAGAAAGCUGUAUAAUGUCUGUAGACAGUGUUUACUUUUUCUGUCAACCAUGAAAGACAAGCGUCCUUUUCAUCCAUUUCAUUUCUGCUCUAUAAAAACCAUUCCAUUAAUAAAGGAAGUUAAUUUGA